CUCAUACAAAGACAUUAUCUCCCUAGCUCCCUACUUUUCUCUCUCUUCUCUGCAACCCAGGGAACGGAGGAGCUUUCGCGUUAUUCAAAGCCGCGUUUUUCACUUCCUUUAAGUACCCUUUUUCUCCCUCUCUCAAAUCAUAUACAUGCUUCUCUUUUGUAAUUCUAAUCUCGACUUCUAAGCCUUUUCUUUGGGAUUUAUCGAUCUUUUAGGAUGAUCUAGAGCGAAGAAGGCUCGUGCUCUUUGCGCGUGUCCCGUUCUCUUCUCCAAUCCUCCACAGAUACUUUAAUAUAUCUGACUUUGAAAGUAGAUUAUUUUAUUUAUUUUUUACCUUAAACAUAUAUACCCAAUGGAGGUCAAGCUAUGGAAUGACAAGCGCGAGAGAGAAAUGUACGAGAACUUUGCUGAGCUCUAUGCCAUAAUAAAAGCCACAGAGAAGCUUGAAAAGGCCUAUAUUCGUGAUAUCAUCCCCUCAUCUGAGUAUGAAACCGAAUGCCAGAAACUUAUUGCCCAUUUCAAAACACUAGCUUCUACCCUGAAAGGUAUAGUUCCUAGCAUUGAGCGCUUUGUAGACACUUACAAGAUGGAUUGUCCUGCUGCCAUAAACCGUUUGGUGACCUCUGGGGUGCCUGCCACAGUGGAACAUCGAGCUGCUGCAGCUGCCUCAGCAACUACCUCAGCUGCCAUUGUGGCUGAGUGUGUCCAGAACUUUAUUACAGCUAUGGAUUCCCUAAAACUGAAUAUGGUGGCAGUGGAUCAGGUGCACCCAUUGCUUUCAGACCUCUCAGCUUCACUUAAUAAGUUGAGCAUUUUGCCACCAGACUUUGAGGGGAAGACAAAGAUGAAAGAUUGGAUUUUUAGGCUUUCUAAGAUGGGGGCAGCAGAUGAGUUGACAGAGCAGCAGGCUCGGCAACUACACUUUGAUCUCGAGUCCUCUUACAAUUCUUUUAUGGCGGUUUUGCCUAGUGCUGGUACUUGAAUGAUUUUUGUGGGCUUGUAAAUAAAUGGGCAAAGUCGUUGGUUUGGGUUAUUCAAUGAUCAAAAUCUUAUGUUAUUCAAUAGUCUUGUUUGCUGCAACAAUGUCUAAGAUUAAAAUCUUGUAACAAAACAAGUUGUUCGAAUGCCUCUUUACAUUGCAGCAACAUAUCAUAACAAAUAAACUCAUUUAGAAGAAUUUACUAAUUUUGUGAAA
This is a messenger RNA of Hevea brasiliensis (rubber tree), 1192 nucleotides long. Its product is annotated as vacuolar protein sorting-associated protein 28 homolog 1. Gene Ontology annotation, cellular component: ESCRT I complex. NCBI's taxonomy places the organism in Eukaryota, Viridiplantae, Streptophyta, Magnoliopsida, Malpighiales, Euphorbiaceae. Gene Ontology annotation, biological process: protein transport to vacuole involved in ubiquitin-dependent protein catabolic process via the multivesicular body sorting pathway. Gene Ontology annotation, molecular function: protein-containing complex binding. Bases 350 to 979 code for a protein of 209 amino acids. The transcript has 2 exons. The record is from RefSeq and is a predicted model, not a curated record.